AUGAAAAAAGUUAGCACAAUUGAAGAAGCUUCAAAAAUUUCUAAUAAGGCUCAAAUAACUGACGUAGUCUUUAAGGGUCAAAAAAUAAGUAUGUUUGAUUUCAGUGCUUUUAGCAAGGUUUAAAGAAUAGAUUGCAGUGAUAACUAAAUUGAUGACAUUUCAUCUUUAGCAAAGCUUAAAGAAAUGACAAAUGUCAAUUUUAGCAAGAACUCAAUUACUAAAAUGCCUGAAUUUGUCUCAGUAUAAUAAUUGGUCGUUUUAAAUCUUGGUUACAAUUAAAUCAAACAAAUCGAAGGAUUAGAUAAGCUUGUAAAUUUAAAGGCAUUGAUUUUAAAUAAUAACGAAAUUACUUCUAUUACAGGAAUAUCUAAAUUGGCUAAUUUGAAUACUUUAAUUCUAUCAAAUAACAAGAUUAAAAAAAUAGAAAAUCUUAUUCAUCCUUAAUUAGAAAAAGUUAAUCUUUCUCAUAAUUAGAUUAAGGCAAUUGAAGGAUUCGAAAAGCUUUAACAACUUAAGGAAGUUAAAUUAAAUGAAAAUCAAAUCAAAGAAAUCCCUGAAAAUGCGUUUUAAAACAACAGCAAGCUUCGUAUUCUUGAUCUUGGAAAGAAUCUUAUUUCGAAAUAAGAAAACUUAGAAGGUUUGCAAUAAUUAAAAUGUUUGUCUAACUUUAGUUUAUUGAGUAAUCCUAUCUUAGAAAAUAUUACUCCUGAAGAAAUCCAUGAAAUAGUUCCAUCUCUCGAAAUAUUUAACAAUAAAAAAUUGGUAGAAAAGGUUACUCAAGUAGAAAAAAGAGGUCAUUUAACUAAGGAAGAAAAAAUUAAAAAGAAAUUUGAAAAGAGACAUGAAAAGAGAUAGCAACUUGGGCUUCCAGAACCUGAAUAAAAGUAGGGAGCUGAUGAAACUGUUAAAAAAUAAAAAGGAAAUGAUGGUAAAGAAUAUAAAAAGGACUUUAAGAAGGACUUUAAAAAGAAUACAAAUGACUCUAAAGGAUACAUGAAAAAGAAUUCUUAAAUUGAUGAAUAAGAAGAACUCAAAAAAAUAUCUUAAAAGUAUUUCAAAUAAGAUAAUGAAGAUGAACCUCAAAAACCUCUAUUUAAACAUGAGCAAUUAAGCAAAAAAGAAGCCAAAAUCUAAGAAAAGCACUAAGAAAAAAUAAGAAAGAAUAGCAACUAAUCAUUUAAAAAUGAAGAUGAAGAAAAUGACGAAAACGAGCUAGACGAUCUUGAAAAUCUCCAAAAAUAAAUACAAAAAGCAUAAAAAAAUCAAGAGAAAAAGAACUUUAAAAAUGACAAAAAAGAAGGUCAAGAAGGAUAACAUAAAAAGAAGACAGCUAUUCAAAAAAUUGAAUUCAACUCAGCAGCUAUUAAAAAGCAAUCACAUAUCAAGUAAUAUUCUCAUGUCUAGAAGAAAGAAUAAAAGAAGAAAGAAAAGUUAAAAUAAGCAUUAGGAUUUGAUGACGGUAAUAAAAAGGCAUCAACAUGGGAUGAUUGA
Messenger RNA from Tetrahymena thermophila SB210, 1491 nucleotides. Its product is annotated as protein phosphatase 1 regulatory subunit-like protein. Lineage: Eukaryota; Ciliophora; Oligohymenophorea; Hymenostomatida; Tetrahymenidae. The record is from RefSeq and is a predicted model, not a curated record. The transcript has 7 exons. Gene Ontology annotation, molecular function: protein binding.